AUGCUUUCCGCUGCCCCACCGGCGUAUGAUGUAGAGGCAAAUGUUCUUUACCACAAGAUUGAAAAACUUGACAAAGAUCUUAAAAAGCGGGAGCUGCAUCUUGCGGAGCUCAUUGACGAGGUGGUGUACGCGGAGGACAGGAAAGACAAGGCCGUCCGCCGUGCGGAAUCUGCCCGUUACCUCGUCAACCAGCUGGAGGGCAUGGUGCAGAACCUGUUGGGGUACUUGAAGUUGAUUGAGGGCGACAUCCUACUGCCGGCCUUCCUGGAACUUUCUUGCGUUAUGCCACAGGAGCCUCUCAAGAGCCGAGAGGUCAUCGCCCAGACCCUUGAAAAGAUCGUCGAGGACAGCCUGAGCUCGCGAACAAAAAAACUUAUUGCCGCGGUGAGGGAAAUUCCCUCCGAAACGAAGAACCUGGCGACACGUGAGGUCUUCAUGCGCACUGUGGCGAAGGAGUCUGUAAGCGUGGAAGAUGCCAUUGUACUCAGCGGCCUGCUUUUGGAGAGGAAAGAGGAGCUCACAGCAUUUAUGGACGACUUGAGGGAUCGUGUUCAAUAUAUUCUUCAGGGCAAUCGCUCCGAAUCACCUGGAGAGGGAAUGAACCGAAGUGUGGGGACAAUUAAAAAUGCCUGCUUUGAUCAUGAGGAGCUUCAAGAGAAAUUGCGUCGUGUGGA
This is a messenger RNA of Trypanosoma cruzi, 674 nucleotides long. RefSeq lists its product as uncharacterized. NCBI's taxonomy places the organism in Eukaryota, Euglenozoa, Kinetoplastea, Trypanosomatida, Trypanosomatidae. The transcript has a single exon. The record is from RefSeq and is a predicted model, not a curated record. The annotation marks the transcript as partial.